Molecule: messenger RNA, 3029 nt
Organism: Maniola jurtina (meadow brown)
Lineage: Eukaryota; Metazoa; Arthropoda; Insecta; Lepidoptera; Nymphalidae
Gene: BmMET2
Product: hypoxia-inducible factor 1-alpha-like
Exons: 12
Coding region: 1-2793 (930 amino acids)
Biological process (GO): regulation of transcription by RNA polymerase II
Cellular component (GO): cytoplasm; nucleus; transcription regulator complex
Molecular function (GO): RNA polymerase II cis-regulatory region sequence-specific DNA binding; DNA-binding transcription factor activity, RNA polymerase II-specific; protein dimerization activity
Source: RefSeq, a predicted model, not a curated record
AUGCCGAUAUCGAUGCACAGCACUCCACUCUCUACAAUGCAAUGUUCCAACUACAUCUCGUCAAAAAUAAAGAAUUCGCAUCGCAGCGUUGUUUACAUCGGCGGCGCGGCGCGCGGGGUCAGUGAGCGCGCGCUGCGGCCGGCGAUGCACGCCGCCGCAUUAGUCCUCGGCCAGCCGCGAGGAGACAUGAGCGAGCGGUCCGCUCUGGCCGCCAGCCGCUGCCCGAGCCGCCCGGCGCCGCGCGCGCAGCCGCCGCCGCCCGCCAUGGAGCAGCCCGCCACGCCGCCGCCGCGCCCCAAGCCUACCCCUAAACCGGAUAACCCCCGGGAGCUGCGCAACAAGGCGGAGAAGCAGCGGCGCGACACGAUGAAUCAGUCCGUGUCGCGCCUGGCCGCCAUCGUGCCGCCGGUCGCCACGGCCACCAAGAAAGUGGACAAGACCAGCGUCCUGCGCCUCACCGCGCACUACCUACGCGCCCACAAGCACGUAUUCGGAAAAAGUAUAAACCGCGGGGCGAGAUUCAGCGCGGGCUUCACGCGCUCGUUCCUGCGCAGCGUGAAGGGGUUCGUGCUGACCGCCACCUACAAGGGCCUGGUGGUGGUGGUCUCCCCCAACGUGCAGGAGUUCCUGGGCUACACGGAGUUGGAGCUGUUGGGCCAGAGCCUGUACAGCAUCGUGCACCCCGAAGACUACCUGCUGCUGAAGGAGCAGCUGUUCCCGCGCUGCUGCCGCUUCACCUCCAACGGUGAGCUGUUCCUGUCCAGGGAGCCUGACGCUGAGAAGAAGGCUGCCGAGGCUUUGAAGCAUGAGAAACGAGCCUUUAUAGUCAGGUUCAAGAAGUUGUCACAUGUGCGCUCUGAGCCGGUGAAGUUCCUCACGUGUCACGUGGAGGGCUCGUUCCGCAAGUCCGACGACGCGGGGGUGUACGUCAACAACAGCGUACAGACCGGCCGCCGCGUGCGCUCCCGGGGAAACAACCCUUACGCCAGUGGAAAUGACAUCGUGUUCGUGGGCGUGGUCCGGCCGAUCACGGAGACGUUUGCGACGGAGAGCCGGCUGGAGAGCUUUCGGAUGGAGUACCGUACGCGCCACUCCAUCGACGGCAGCAUCAUCCAGUGCGAGCAGCGCAUCUCACUCAUCACGGGCUACAUGAUCCACGAGGUGCACGGCGUCAACGCCAUGAACUUCAUGCAUCGCGACGACGUGCGUUGGGUAGUCGUCGCGCUGAGAGAAAUGUACGUUAACCAUCACCUGAUGGGCGAGUCGUGUUACCGGCUCAUGACGAAGAACGGCGAGUUCAUCCACAUGCGGACCAGCGGCGCGCUGGAGGUGGACCCCGCGUCGAAGGAGGCUUCCAGCUUCGUGUGCACCAACACCGUGGUCCCCGAGCAAGAGGGCUUGCAGCUCAUCAAGGAGAUGAAGCAAAAGUUCUCCUUCAAGAUUCAAAACGAAGACGAGGAUGACAUUAUCACUAGGAACCCACAGGUGGAUGAGAAUCAGUGUCUGCCCGUGGAGGACCCUCGACAGCUGGAGCAAGUGAUCUACAACCUCGUCACGGACUUGCCCUCGCCGCUCUCGCUGGAGAAUGUUCCCAAACAAAGCGAGGCUUCAGGUCUAGACCUAGCCAUUAUACCGCCAAAAAGAGAGCAGAUAAAAAAAGCUAUAGAAAAGAGCUACACCGUCAUUAAAACUCUUCGACAUUCCGAAACAAAAAGUCAAACCGAAAAUAUGAAUAAAGACCAUUCACCACCCAGCUCAGCGCAGAGCUCGCCUGAAGUGACUUCGACCACGUCUGAAAUGUUGGAAACUCACUUCGAAGCUAUGGAGCAACAAAUCUUCCAAGAGAUAAACGGAAAUACCGAGGUUCCUGGACACCGACCGACAAACUGGGAUCAGGAUUACUCGUGGCUUUACACACCUUCCUCGUCCGGCUACAACCCAGCCGACCACUCGGACCACGAGGAACAGAAUAUGAAUAUCUACGGAGACGCUGGCCUACAGUACACCCCACUGUACGACUACAAUGCGGCAGCACGCUCAUACGACCCCGAUGCGGCUCACGAUGGCGCCAGCACUUCCCAGCAUCUCUCCGUGUACACCUCGUUCGAUUUUCAGACGGAAAUGGCCGAGUAUACUAAUACGAGUAUCUCACGAGACAACUCCGUGAAAAAGAAAAGUACCGAGGUUUUCAAAAGCCGUCACUCGACCACGACGCUGCAGCUGAAUAUGUCCAAAAAAUCUGAACCUGGAAACUAUGGCGAGAUGCCUAGAAAUUACCAUUUGCGCAGGCCGCCUCCCCUCACCGAUGUGAUGCCUAUGGACUUCGCUACCAACUUGGAAAAUGGCAGCGACUUGUGGUCGCCGGCCCUACCGCGCUUCGAAGGACUCCCAGAGGACUCUUCGUCGACCUUCGUGCAAACCGACAACUUCUCGUAUCUAAGCAUGGACAGAAGCGUUGAAACAAACAUACCAGAUUUCGACCUAUCCCCGACGAUGGACUGCCUCAUAUGUGGAUCGUUUUUUGACGAGGAGCAAGUUCUCGCGCAGGCCGAGGGAGCCCCGCACGCUAUCGAUGACACUAGCAUUGAUGAAAUCGUACGAGCUGCGGAAGCAGAACACUUUGAAAUGUUCCCUGACUUCGACCAAGAAACUGAUUUUUUGCUGCUCCCCGAGUUCACAGCAAGGGAGGAGAUGGAGCUGACGGUGUGUGACGUCACAGAGCAGAACGCCGCGCAGGCGGCCGCGGAGGACGACCCCUAUGAGUUCCGAGCGGAAGACAAUAUGCCUAUAUAGAGGUACGUACCUCUUCGGAGGACAACCACUCCCAAAGAGGGGAAUUAAUAGACUUUGUCUCCCUCCGACAAUGCUCGCGCGCCACUAGCCCCUGCGUCAUGCAUUCGGCCUAAUUGUAAUAUUUUGUUUCAAUUACUUCUGCAUGUGUACUUAGCUUCUAAAGGUGCCCACGCACUCGAACGGCACUGCCGCGCGUCGCGGCUGAAGAGAAUAUCGUGCAGUGCACUGUCGCGACG